Molecule: messenger RNA, 783 nt
Organism: Helianthus annuus (common sunflower)
Lineage: Eukaryota; Viridiplantae; Streptophyta; Magnoliopsida; Asterales; Asteraceae
Exons: 3
Coding region: 58-483 (141 amino acids)
Source: RefSeq, a predicted model, not a curated record
CAUUUUAGACCAUUUCUUCUCCUACAUCCUCACCAUCGGAAAUUUGGGGGUUUUCACAUGGCCUCCGCGAUUGUGCUGCUACCAGCAACAAGACGAACAUCACCAGCAACCAUAUUAAACUUCACCCGCAAACUGAACAUUACCGCCUGCAACUACUCAUCUUCAUCCGCAUCAAGGAGGAAACAGUUGAUUCUUUACUCAAAGCCCGGCUGCUGUUUGUGCGAUGGCCUUAAAGAAAAACUUAAUACUGCCUUUUCUCUCUCUUCUCCCACCCCUCAUUCCUUUUCACUCCAUGACGUCGACUUGCAGAUCAGGGAUAUAACGAGCAAUCCUGAAUGGGAAAAGGCUUACCAGUACGAGAUACCGGUCUUGACUAGACUCCGUUCUGAUGGCACUGAGGAAGUCAUUCCUAGAUUUUCCCCGCGUGCUGGAGUAGACCACAUCCAAUCAAAGUUAGCAGCUGCACUCAGUCGAGACGAUUAGAUCAAAGGUUCCAUACUUUUAUGACGUUUCAUGAAACUACAUUAUUAAUUAGAAAACACAAUGUCUGUCGGACACCCAUUUGUACAUUACAGACCAUUGUCUGCUCCUAGAGUUCUUGACUGGUGAUCAUAGCAUCAAAACCUUCCAAUCAUAUGUCGUUUUUACCAUCACCCGAUUAGCUCAUUUAUGCCUAUCCACUUUUGUAUUCAAUUGAACUCAUAUAUGCUUGUUAUGAAACCGUUGUGUUUGUUUAAACUAGUACUAUCUACCAUGAGUAAUGAUUGAAUUUGUGAACCUCAA